Molecule: messenger RNA, 3634 nt
Organism: Cavia porcellus (domestic guinea pig)
Lineage: Eukaryota; Metazoa; Chordata; Mammalia; Rodentia; Caviidae
Gene: Znf213
Product: zinc finger protein 213
Exons: 7
Coding region: 1434-2804 (456 amino acids)
Biological process (GO): regulation of transcription by RNA polymerase II
Cellular component (GO): chromatin; transcription regulator complex; PcG protein complex
Molecular function (GO): RNA polymerase II cis-regulatory region sequence-specific DNA binding; DNA-binding transcription factor activity, RNA polymerase II-specific
Source: RefSeq, a predicted model, not a curated record
UUGAGUCCAAAUUUCAACCAACCAAAAGGAGAAACUGAAAGCCGUCUACCACUAUACAGGCUAACAUUAAAUUCCAAGUCUCUAAUAAGUGCUUUUUCAAUGAUAUUACAUGGCUACAAGAAAUUUCUGGACUGCCAGGGAAGUUCUCUGGUUCUCAGUGACUUGAACUGAGUUAAGGAGUCUAAGCUUGUCAUUUUUGAAAGAGUUUUCAGCACGGUGAAGACUGAAUAUAAAGUGCCCUUUAUUUUAAAGAUGUGAAGAGAAGCUCCAUGACCGCCGGGGCCUGGCUUUCUCUCUUCUGGACACGUGGUGUGGGACAUACAUAUAGCUUAGGUUGGGGUGAUGCCUAAAGGGUAUUACUGAUGCACAAGUAGCCCACUGGAAUUCAUUUCCGCCACAGGUAAAUUGCCUAGGAGCGGGGAAGAUGACCUCAAGAUAGAGCCCCUUGGUUCCGCCUCCCACCACUGCAGUGUCCAGGGCAAAAUCCUUUCAAUAUUCUCACAGUGAAAGUUUAUGUAAAAUAAUGAAGUCUAAGUAAUGUAUCUCAUGCCACAUUCAUAUCACUGACAUCAUAGUGGUCAAGUGCAGCAGCCACUUGUCUCAAUGCAAAUGCUUUAGUUAGUUGAAAUCAACUUUAGGCAAUGACUUGAUUAAUUGUGAUAUUACUGCAUGUGAUGGAUAGUCAGUAUCCCAUGUAGCCCAGAAAAAAGGGGCUAGUUUGUGCUUUCGAUAUGUAUGGUCACAGCGGAUAGCUGAUUAUACAUAGUAGGGUGUGUCUGUUGAGAGUGUUUCUGGAGAUUAGCAUUUGAGUUGGUGGGGUGAGUAACGCAGAUGACCCUCCCCAGUGAAGGGAGGCACUGUCCAGUCCACUGAGAGCUGAGUGAACAGAAAGACAGAGGAAAGUUGUGUUUAUCACGCCUGAGUGUCUGAGGUGGGGCAUGAUCUGCCCAUGGAUCCCCACUGACAUUGUGACUGCAGUUCAGGGAAGAUCCUUAGCCAUGACUACCCAGUAAGUAGCAGCUCCCAAAUUUCUGAAUCAAAAAGGGUAGGGAAAAUCAGGCAAGGUGAUGUGCACUUGUGAUCCCAGCACUAAGGAGGUGGAGGCAGGAGGGACUGUAAGUUUGAGGCUAGCCUGGGCUACAGAGCAAAACUGUCUCCAAACCAAAGAACCAAUGUGAAGUCCUUUUUUUUUUUUGGUACCAGGAAUUGAACUCAUGACUGUGCGCUUGCAAGAAAGCUCUGUAACCUGAAGUCUCUGGGUCGAGGCGGCAGGCGGUGGGAACCAGUGUCGAAUGUAAGACAACCCCGAGAUUCCCAGGAGUGCAUGUCCAAAUGCCAGCCUGGCCACCACAGGGUAUCCUUCUGGACAACUAAAAGGGUCAGCUCUGAAGCCCAGGCUGAGGCCAGCCAGCCCUGAGCCUUAGACCAGGGGAAUGGCAGCUGCCCAGGAGCCCCAGGACCAGGCUCCUGGGGAGGGAGAAGGACUUCUGAUUGUGAAAAUAGAAGAUUCCUCCUGGGAGCAGGAAACUGCCCAGCAGGAGGACAGCAGAGAUUCUGAGGCCUGCCGCCAGCGCUUUCGUCAGUUCUGCUACGGGGAAGUAGGUGGGCCACAUGAGGCCUUUAGCCAGCUUUGGGAGCUCUGCUGCCGCUGGCUGCGGCCAGAACUGCGCACCAAGGAGCAGAUCCUGGAGCUACUAGUGUUGGAGCAGUUCUUGACAGUGCUGCCGGGGGAGAUCCAGGCCCAAGUGCGGGGACAGUGCCCAGGGAAUGGUGAGGAAGCUGUUGCCUUGGUGGAGGACCUACAGAAGCAGCCAGUGAAGGCCUGGUCACAGGAUGUGCCCUCAGAGAACGAGGAAGCUGAGGCUAUGAUCCAGACCUCCCAGGCCAAGGGGAUGGUGGGGAUAUGGAGCCGGCUGCCUGCUUCCCAGGAUCAGCCUGGCUAUCGUGCCCAGCUUCCUGCUCUUCUUAAAGAGGGGAAUACCAGAGAGACAACAGAUGCCUGCUUUGCCUCUGGGGUCCAUGCACCUGUGGCAUUGGGAGACAUUCCCUUCUAUUUCUCAAGGGAAGAGUGGGGUUCCCUGGACCCUGCUCAGAGGGAUCUCUUCUGGGACAUAAAGCGGGAGAACUCACGGAACACCACCCCGGGUCUGGGGCUCCAAAGUCAGAGCAAGAAGGUCCUGCUAGAGGAGGUGGUGAAGGUACUGCCAGGUCAAGCUGAUGGCGAAGGAACUGUGUCCUGGAACCCCAGGGAUGCUGAGGCCUGGGAGAAAGAGCACCAGCCUGCGGUGUCCCUGGGCCGGCCAGUGGGGGCACGGCGGGGGCGACCACCAGCACGCCGGCGCCAGUUCCGGGACCUAGCUGCAGAGAAGCCGCAUAGCUGUGGGCAGUGUGGGAAGCGUUUCCGUUGGGGCUCAGAUCUGGCUCGCCACCAGCGCACGCACACUGGUGAGAAGCCACACAAGUGUCCAGAAUGCGACAAGAGCUUCCGCAGCUCUUCGGACCUGGUACGACACCAGGGUGUGCACACAGGCGAGAAACCCUUCUCUUGCAAUGAGUGUGGCAAGAGCUUCAGCCGCAGCACCUACCUGGCUGAUCACCAGCGCAUCCAUACGGGCGAGAAGCCCUUUGGCUGCAGUGACUGUGGCAAGAGCUUCUCACUGCGUUCUUACCUGCUGGACCACCGGCGUGUGCACACUGGCGAGAGGCCUUUUGGCUGUGGCGAGUGCGACAAGAGCUUCAAGCAGCGUGCCCACCUCAUAGCCCACCAGAGCCUUCAUGCCAGAAUGGCUCAGCCUGUGGGGUGAGCAGCCAGUGGGAACCAUGCUGCCUCCUUUGACCCCUUGGGGCUUCACCCGUCUUCGGGCACUUCCUGGCCUACUGGAGUGAGUCAGACUCAAGGCUGCCCUACCUGCCCCUAGGACAUACUUGCACACUUUGGAACAGAAGUCUGGCUGACUUUGUCUUCUCUUUUGUUCUGUGUUUCUCUUUUCCUUAGUUUCCUGGGGCCUUAGUGUAUUCCUUGCAGGGGCAGCAGGUAGUGUGAGGAUUCAGGCAGGGUCCAGGGCUUCUUCCCAGACCCCCUCAGCUAGAUGUGGCCACUUGAUUGUUGUUUCCUGUCCUCUCAGGUGAGUCUGGGCCACACCCCCUACCCUGCCCACCUGUGCCUUCUGUGGGAGUGGAGGACUAGCCUCGGCAUCCCCAGAGGACAGCUUGGCUUUAGGAGAGAUAGUGGGCCCACACAUAUGAGAAGAUGAGGUCUGGAUCUUGCCACAGGGCUACGCUGGCCUGCAUUUCCUCCCACUUCCAGGCUGUGAUCACUGUGGCCUGGCCUGGCCACAGGAAGCUGCCAUGUUUGCUUUUGGCAGAUGCACCCCUCUUCCGGUGAGCCUCCGUCUGUCAUUCUAGAUGGUAGGUGGUUGGAGGCCCCCCGCUGCCUACUCCUUCAGAGGCAUGGCCUUGGCUAUACUUAACACUAGCACUCCAUUAGCACCUUGUUGCUGACUCCUCAACCAUUGCAUUCCAUUUUUUGUCUGCAUUGUGUGCAGAUUUGUAUGAAGAGGGACAGAUUGGGUCCCUUCCAAAGAGGUCAGCCCAUUGGAACUCAGAAGGGUUUGAAUAAACGUGGAAGCUUCUC